AUGAGUCAAUUAGACAUAUCAACUUUAAAAAUAGUUAUGCAAUACUUAGAAGCGCCAGAAGAUAUUUUAUGCGUUGUUCUAAUUUCCAAAAAAUGUAAAACUCUUCUUGAUGCUAUUAGUAUUAACCCAAUCGAAAUAUCAGACAAAUCGCGACUUUUAUUCCAACACCUUAAAACUCAACGCCUAUUUUCUGAACAUUCACACAAACUUACAGGUGUCGACCAUUAUUUGUAUGAAUAUCCAAUUUCAUAUUCGUGUUAUUUAAAUGAAAAAACAAAAGGUAACAUAUGUCCUUAUGUUUGUUACAACAAAGAUGACUUUUCUAAAAACACUUUCAAAGACUCAAUUGGGACUUUUAAUAUACCGCAAGGCGUCGUUUUGAUCGGGCAGUUCUGUUUUUUAAACACCAAAUUCACACGAAUUGAAAUUCCGGAUUCGGUGAAAGAAAUUGGGUGUUCAGCAUUCUGGAGGUGUGACAUCAAAAAGCUUUGUAUUCCAGAUUCAGUCACUUGCAUAGAAAGUAAUGCAUUUGCUGCAUGUAAAAAACUUGAACAAGCAACACUCCCGAAAUACCUCACCAAGCUUCCGUCCAGACUUUUUGAAGGGUGUUCUUUACUUACAAAAAUUCAAUUUCCAAAUCAGUUCAGUACCGGAGAAAAGUGCUUUGAAGGUUGUGGAAUUGUCAACUUUACUGUUAAUAUGAACAGAGAUGUAGGCAGAGCUGCACUGAGUUUGUCACUUCUCACAAGAAUUGAUUUUUGCGAAGUCAAAUAUGUUGAAGAAAAACUUUGUGAAAAGGCUGAACAUCUUCAAAUUGUUCAAAUGAAAGAUGUAUUGGGUAUCAAGAGAGAUGCUUUUAAAGAAUGUAAAAGUCUUAAAAAUGUCAUUUAUUCCGAUAAUUUGAGUUUCAUUGGGGAAUGUGCGUUUUGGGGGUGUUCUUCUCUUGAAAAGUCUGAACUGCCGAAAACUGUUGUUUACAUAGGAAAUUCUGCAUUCGACCAAUGCAUUAAUAUUCAAACAUUGGUUUUUCCAAAAACAGUUAAAUUUGAAGGAAAUUCGCAUUUUGAAAAUUGCACGUCUUUAAAAAAGCUUGAAAUUCCAAUUGAAAAUUUACAUGAAAAUGGUUUAAGUAUUUCUGAAAAUGAAAAAAACAUAUUGAUGAAGUUGAAAAAAAUGAAAGGACAAAUAAAUGGUGUUUUGAUUACCGAAGGCUAUUUUGAUCUCAACAAGUUAGAAGUUAUGGAUGACAAUAUGACAAAGUUGAUGUUUAAAAACGUUAGUGGAAAGAAUUAUGAAAUAUCGUAUUUGCCAUCAACACUAGUUAGAUUAGAUGUCACCAAGCAAAGUACUGAGUUUUUCAUGUCGGAAUUAAGAAUACCAGAGAACCUCUUUUUAGAGAGUCGAACAUGUAGUCUCGUCAAUUCAGUUGAAACCCCAAUACUUCCAAAAUGCCAAACAGUUCUUUGUAAAAAUUUUGUGGUUAAUGCAUUUUGUGAAAACUUGAAAAUUUUUGUUGUUCCUGAAACUGUUUUAAAAGUGGAACAGGACGCAUUUAACUGUUGUUACUUUUUAACAGAAAUUAAAUUUCGAUGUAAAGAUACUAAAAUGGAACAAAACUUUUACAAUGAGUGUGACUCCCUACAAAAAAUCACUUUUUCUGAUGGAACUAAUCAAUUAAAAGACGAAAUCACUUGUGUUAAUUCCAAGGAAAUAAGUCCAAAUCGUUUGAAUAGUUCGCAUGCGGUCAGAAAUUUUGAAAUAACUGGAGAACGAAUAGUAAUACCAAAGACAGUUACAGUUUUUAAUUUUGAAUGUUUAAAUGACAAUACCAAAUUAAAAGAACUUCAAAUAUUAAGUGACAAAAUUGUGUGUGAUGAAAGUUAUCCUCUUGAUUCCAAUAGUGUUACAAAGAUAUGUAGUUCUAAGGAAAUAAUAAAUGAUAUUCCAGUCUCAUACGGCUUUUUUAUCAGAAUGAAAACACUUGGAAAUUAUGAUUUUAAAAAUGUAAUUUUUACAUACAACGACAAAAAGAAGUAUGGUGAUAUGUACAUUAAAAGAUACUUAAAAAGUCCAAUACAAAUCUUUGAUAUUUAUAAAGAAUCCAAAAGUGAUUCAAAAAACAAAGGAAAUAUUCUUCUGAAUCGAAUACAUUCAGUCAAAUUUACUAAAUUUGCAAAUUUUAUGAACAAUACAUAUUCAAAUAACAAUUUCGAUUAUAUAGAUUUAAGUUGCGUUGAUUGCAUCCCAUCCAAAUUUUUCGAAGGAGUUUUUGGAAAUUGUUAUUUUGUCACGAAAAUAACACUCUCAGAUAAACUUCAAGUUAUAGAAAACUUUUGUUUCGAAAAUUGUUUUUCUUUAAAACACAUAAAUAUCCCAAUGAGUGUGACAAAAAUAGGAAACAAAGCAUUUAAAAAUUGUUACAAUUUGGAAGAUAACAAUUUACAAAGUAUAAAUAAUAAAUGUAUGAUUCUUAAUUACUCAUUCGAAAAUUGUCACACAUUGAAACAAAUCAAUUUAAAUUUUACUGUGAAUUUGGCACAUUUUG
This is a messenger RNA of Entamoeba invadens IP1, 2545 nucleotides long. Its product is annotated as leucine rich repeat containing protein BspA family protein. NCBI's taxonomy places the organism in Eukaryota, Evosea, Mastigamoebida, Endamoebidae. The record is from RefSeq and is a predicted model, not a curated record. The annotation marks the transcript as partial. The transcript has a single exon.